Molecule: messenger RNA, 1733 nt
Organism: Pocillopora verrucosa
Lineage: Eukaryota; Metazoa; Cnidaria; Anthozoa; Scleractinia; Pocilloporidae
Product: 4-hydroxyphenylpyruvate dioxygenase-like
Biological process (GO): L-tyrosine catabolic process
Cellular component (GO): endoplasmic reticulum membrane; Golgi membrane
Molecular function (GO): 4-hydroxyphenylpyruvate dioxygenase activity
Source: RefSeq, a predicted model, not a curated record
UGGGUUCUAUUUUAAUCGGAUUGCAACGUGCACUGCGCUGAGGACGUAGGAAACAAACACUAAAAUGACUACUUAUACUGACAAAGGAGAGAAGCCAGAAGUUGGUUCUUUUGUUGCCUUCGAUCACAUCACAUUUUGGGUCGGAAAUGCCAAGCAGGCUGCCUCAUAUUAUUGUAACAAAAUGGGAUUUGAACCAUUUGGGUAUAAGGGACUGGAAACAGGAUCAAGAGAGGUGGUAUCGCAUGCGGUCAAACAGGACAAGAUCAUAUUUGUUUUCAAGUCACCUCUUAAUCCUUCAGGAAAGAUAUCAGAAGUGAUGGGAAAACACCUGAUUGUACAUGGUGAUGGAGUGAAGGAUGUUGCUUUUGAAGUGGAGGACUGUAUUGCUCUUUACAAGGCUGCCAUUAAGCGUGGUGCAGUGUCUGUUCAUGAGCCAUGGGAUGAAACAGAUGAAGAUGGCACUGUGACUUUUGCAACUGUGCAGACAUAUGGUGACACAACACACACAUUUGUUGAAAGAAAGGGAUUCAGUGGUCUCUUUCUACCCGGGUACAAGCCUCCAAUCACCAAAGAUUGCCUUCUACCCAAACUACCACCAGGCCUUCUUUGUUUUAUUGAUCAUGUUGUUGGUAACCAGCCAGAGGAUGGUAUGGUGUCCACUGCUGAAUGGUAUGAGAAGAAUUUACAGUUUCACAGGUUUUGGUCUGUUGAUGAUAAACAGAUUAAUACAGAGUACAGUGCACUUCGAUCAAUUGUGGUCACAAACUGGGAAGAGACAAUUAAGUUGCCUAUCAAUGAACCAGCCCCAGGAAAAAGAAAGAGCCAGAUACAGGAGUAUGUCGACUUCUACGGAACAGCAGGAGUUCAACACAUUGCACUCAACACAUCUGAUAUCAUCUCUACUAUAAAGAAUCUAAAGGAGAGAGGCAUGGAUUUUCUCGUUAUUCCUGAUACAUAUUAUGAAAAUCUUCGUGCACGUCUUAAGGAUGCACCCAUUAAGGUGGAGGAAGACCUGGAUGUGCUUCAAGAUCUGAAGAUUUUGGUCGAUUUUGAUGACAAAGGUUACCUGCUGCAGAUUUUCACAAAACCAAUGCAAGACAGACCAACGCUCUUCUUAGAAGUCAUACAGAGGCGCAAUCACCAGGGCUUUGGAGCCGGUAACUUCAAGUCGCUUUUUGAAGCCAUAGAGUUGGAUCAAGAACAAAGGGGAAAUCUCAACUAAACCAGUCAACAGAUGCAUUAGUAUCUUAUAUCAUACUUGGCUUUGGCUUAGCUCUUAAAUUGCUUUUAUCAUACGAAACAAACCUACAUGUAGAAGGUAUUUUCUCAAAAGAAACUAUACCUUGAUCAAAAGAUAACCGACUUAGUGGGGAGAAAAGGCUAACGAGAUUAAUCGUUUCUCGGAUAAAUUAAUAAUUGAGUGUGGUUGGGUUUUUGGAUUACUUACGCGCCUUUUAGGCGGACGUGCGCGCAUUUUAGAACGAUAUGAGUAAUUUCUAGGUGUCCUUGCAUGUGCAAAGAAUAUGCAAUUAUUAAAAACGGCAUUUUGUCAAUAAAAAGUCGUGAAAUUUUGGGACCUGAAUUAUUUAUGGAGAAAUUAAGCAAGACUUUGGGUGAAGCUUUACCUGUAAGCAACCAUUGAGCUUUCGUAACUAAAAUACCUCAGGGGAUUAAGUUAUUGUGCUGUAGAGCAGUAAACAUCAAUCGAACGAUUAAACUCAUGUUUACUACAA